AUGCGUAACCUGAACAAAGCGAUACGCAUAGCAGAGAGAGAAAAUGUCGAUUAUCAAGAUUGGAUUACGGGUAUGCUAGAAGCUUAUAGAGCAACGCCACAUUCUUCAACAUCGAAGAGUCCGUACGAGUUGAUGUUUGGUCGGAAGAUGAAUUUGAGCAUUUUUCCAAUUC
This is a messenger RNA of Paramuricea clavata, 172 nucleotides long. The record is from the annotation of a GenBank genome assembly. NCBI's taxonomy places the organism in Eukaryota, Metazoa, Cnidaria, Anthozoa, Malacalcyonacea, Plexauridae.